Plasmodium vivax (malaria parasite P. vivax) is the source of this 3477-nucleotide messenger RNA. RefSeq lists its product as hypothetical. The coding region runs from base 1 to 3477 and encodes 1158 amino acids. Lineage: Eukaryota; Apicomplexa; Aconoidasida; Haemosporida; Plasmodiidae. The record is from RefSeq and is a predicted model, not a curated record. The transcript has 31 exons.
AUGCUGAAGUACGUGCUACUCCUGUGCGCGACCCUCGCGUACGUCCCCGUGGAAAUAGAAAGCAGAUUCUUCGAAAAUAUGAUCACGCCCAAGUUGCAUGUCGGGCGGCACCCAAUAAAGAAAAAUUUAAAAAAGGGGAAGGAAAACAUAAGUCUGGACAAGCUCGAAAAGAAUAUCAUGAAAAAUGUGGACUCCAUCAACGUAAUGUUCGACCCCAAGGAUAAAAAAUUCGUCCCGUCCAAGUCGAAGAAGGCCCACAUAGUUGGAGGCUUCAGCCAGAACACGUCCGACCCGUCAGAUGUCGAAAGGAGCAAAUACGAGAAGGCCCUCCGCUUUCUCGAAAAAAUGAACAACGAGAUGAUCGUGUACUCCACCAAAAUUACUCGAGAGCUUGAUAGCCAAGAGUACAAGACGCUCAGCAACUUCAAGCGCGCCUCCGCCCUACUGAAGGAGAGCCUGGCCACCAUGCACUCCCUCGACGUCAUUAAGAAUGACAAGACUGUGGAUUUUACCAAAUACAACCUGGAGUGGUACGCCAAGGCAUCCCUCAAGGAGAAAUACGAAACUGAGAAGUACAUCCACAGGCUCAUGAACAAGAUGUUUAAGACGGCGGGCAAGAAGAAAAAAAACGUUCAGAAGAAGAAAAUAGAUGAGAACAUCGAGCAGCUGGAAAACGACCUGCUGAUGCAGCGAUUCGUGAGCGAGAACAUUAACGUGAGCAAACUGCUGAAGGAGCACGAAGGGAAGUCCCCGAAUUACAUUUCCCCUAUGCACUCGGAUGUCUGUGGGCAGUUGGGAAGUACCUUCCUCAGCUUCAUGUUUGAGAAGCUAUAUAAGAGUGCCAUGAGCCACGACCUCCCCCAUUUCAAGCAGUACCUGCCUCGCCUCAAGCAGAGGAUUCACCAGAUGAUCCACAAGGGCACGCUCAUACUGCUGGAGAAGGGCCUCGACGACGCCCUGCACACCUUCAAGCUCAAGGUGGCGGAGCUCAUGCAGAAAAAAUUCGGGUUCGUGGACAUGUGCUCAAACAAGUGCAUCGCCGAGACGGUCAACGCCAGCUACGACUUGGAGGAGUACCAAAAUGAGUUCAAGCCGACGAACACCUCCCAGAGGCGAGCCGACAUGGUGAAGAUGCUCAUGUACUACUACCGGGACAAGCUGAAUAACAUCGAGACGACGGCGGACUUCGUGCUGAUCAUGCUGCUUUACCUGAAUUCGGCCACCGAGCACACGGAGAAGGGCUUCAUCGACGUGAGCUCCAUCAGCACCAGCGACAAAUUCAACCUCCUCAACACGACCAUUGACAAGCGCAAGAAGGUGAAGAAGAACAAGCGGAAGAGCUUCCUGAAGAUCGCCCCCUUCAACUUCUUCCGGGAAGAGCCGGACGAGAGAUACGGAAACGAGUCCAUUUUCGCCAUCGACGAUAUCAUAAAAACGUGCUUGCUGGCGAAGAAGUCCCAGAAUUUCAGCUCGCUCUACGAGACGACGAAGGAAGUGUGGAACAGCAUCCAGAGCAUCUACUCCGCGUCCUACGGAUUCGUUGCUGGGAAGAAGCUAAAGACAAAGAGCUUCAUCGCCUCCAGAAUUAGGAACGUGGGCUUCGUCUUCAACUGGUUUAACUACAAUGCCAAGGCCUCGCCCCACGUGAACUUCCUCGUGCACAACUUCUCGCCCCUCCUCUCAGUGAGCCUGCAGCUGACCUUCUUCAUCAGCACCAUGAUCGAGCAGUACGAGGCGAGCUUCCUGAGCAACUUCUCCUCCACGCUGAAGAAGAUAUUCACGCUGGGGGCGAGCUCGGCGCACCCCAGGAACUACGCAGAUCUGGUGAGCUUCUCCGAAACGGACUACCUCCUGAGGCAUUCGAAGGCAGACAAGGCGCAGCGGAUAAUCACGCAGACGGUGAAGAUGCUCAAAAAGAAGUUCCUGUCGCUGCCCUACACCCCCACGCUCCUGGCCCAGUACAUCUCCCUCUUCCUCUCCCUGUGGGUCUUCGAAAAUGAGAGGAACAUAAGCUUAGAGAACCCCAACGUCACUCGGUUUAAGAAGCUCUUCUUCCUCUCCUACUUUGUGCACAACUCCGGCCCAGCCGAAAAGGCAGUCGAAAUUAUCUACGACAGGUGCAGAGGCAAAACGGACAAGAUAGUCCUGGGGUGCAUACACGACUAUGGGGGAGCCAAGCAAAAGAAGCUCCUCGGAAUUAUUAACAAACAGUGCAAGCCCACGAAGAUCCCCAUCCGAAAGAGGAGCAUCCGAAAGGUUAUUAAAACCCUCAUGUCGUCGUUGACCGACCCAGUGGACAUUCUGAAGAUUGCCGUGGACACUGCCACUCGAUGCGACCACUUCAGCCGCAGUGCCUCCAUGGACAAUAACAAGAAGAGCAGAAAUAAAAUUAACUACGACCUGUUUGUGAAAUCUGAGCUCUCCUUCCGUUACAUCUGCGCCGACGUCACGAAGAAAGUGGUGAAGAAGAUCAUCCGGGACGUCUCUCGGCUGAAGAACAUGAGCGAAGCCCAGGAGCUAAUCGACCAGUCGCUCAACAGCGUGCAGUACCUGAAGAUAAGGAACUACCGAGACAAGGAGAGCAGCACGAGCAUCUUCUGCCCCUUCAUGGAGGCCAACGACAAGCACAUCCGCGACUUGGAGCGAAAGCAAAUUUCAAUCUUCGUUCACAAGAAUGUGGGCAUCCUGAACCUGCUCAAGGGGAAGGUCGCCAACGUUUUUAAGAAGUCGAUCAACAUCCGGGAAGGCAUCAAAACGGACAGCCCCAUUUCGAUCAAAGUUGGAAUGCGAAAGUUCAACGGGUUUCUCUUCACUGGAGGAUACCAGCUAAACAUGGACAGCUUUGAACAAGAGAACACACUGCACAUUGGCCUGUCAAAGUCAAGGAAGGUCUACGACGGGCGACAGUUCGUCGACGAGUUGGAGAUCCUCAAGGCAGAUGGCGUCAAGCGGAUCGAAAUGAAGGGAAUCGACGAGGACAACGAGAGGUUUUACGUCCUGCAGGAUAAAACCAAAGUUCCUGAGUUUGAAUACGCCAUCCUUUACCCAAGCGCGGACAUCAUCAUUUUUGACGGCAACAACUACGUCUCGUCCUCCGCCCUUCGGGACAUGGGCCUGGAAUAUGAAAGAAUCGUCUGGGCCGGAAACACCGUGGGCUGGGUGGCCGAGUUCGCCCUGGGGACCAUAUCAGAAAAUCCACUCCCCAUUUUCGACGGCCACGCGUGGGUGCUGCUGGACAAGUUGAGCGUCAAGAGCAUUUUAGGCGAGUUCCUACCCCGGGACGUGCGCGGCAGCCUGCUCGCGAGCACCGUCAACUUCAUCAUCCUCAACAAGGAAGGCCGCCAAAUCCUGAAGAACACCACCCCGGUCGUGAGCCUCAAGCACGCCACCUUCACCCUGAGCGGAAUAUUAAACUUUGUCAUCCGGGCGGAAAAGGGAAAGGGGAACGAAAUCAUCGUGCACACGAGGAUACCCUAA